AUGCUACGAACAGUAAACAAAUCCCCAAUUGGGCUACAUGUCCGCAAUUACUUGCGCGUGACUCUACCCAGAAGACUCAAACAUUCUGUGAUUGGCAUUGACCUUGGAACCACAAACUCGGCCGUCGCUAUUGUAGAAGGUAAAGUCCCCAAGAUUCUAGAAAACGAAGAAGGCGGGAGAACAACCCCGUCCGUUGUAGCAUACACAAAAGAUGGCAAGAAGCUUGUGGGAGAAGCUGCUAAAAGACAGGCUUUGGUCAAUCCGGAAAACACCUUCUUUGCUACCAAGAGAUUCAUUGGGCGCCAAUUCGCCGAUCCAAGACUCCAGAACUCCUUGAGCAAUAUUCCCUAUAAGGUUGUCGCAAACGGAAACGGCGACGCAUGUGUAGCUACCGAUACCGGUAAAGUAAUGUCGCCCAUAGAGGUAGCUAGUGAUAUAUUAGUUAAGAUGAAGUCAAUUGCCGAUACACACACCGCCACCCCUACCAAACAUGCUGUGGUGACAGUUCCAGCUUACUUUGACGAUCUGCAAAGACAGGCCACCAAAUUGGCGGGAGAGCUUGCGGGACUUGAGGUGUUGCGUGUUUUAAAUGAACCCACAGCGGCUGCUCUAGCAUAUGGCAUUGACAAGAAGCAGAACGAUGGAAUUGUGGCAGUGUACGAUUUUGGAGGCGGAACUUUCGAUAUCUCCAUCCUCGACAUCGAGGACCAUGUGUUUGAAGUAAGAGCCACGAACGGUGAUACACACCUUGGAGGCGAGGAUUUCGAUAACGCCCUCACCGAACAUAUACUUAAAGACUUUUUAUCCAAGAAUGGCCCUGUUGAAUUGUCUCUUCUGGCAAUGCAACGUAUCAAAGAAGCAGCUGAGAAGUGCAAGAUUGAAUUAUCGCACAAGAAAGAGGCCUGCGUCACCAUUCCCUUUGUCACAAAAGAUAAACACAUUGAAAUGACAGUGACAGAAGAAGAACUUGAUACCAUGACUGCAGACUUGAUCAAUGCAACUAUCAAUCCUGUUCAAAGAUGUCUUAGAGACGCUGAGCUCAAACCCUCUGAAGUGGACGAGGUCAUUAUGGUUGGUGGUAUGACCAGAAUGCCUAAAAUAAGAUCAGUCGUUGAAGAGUUGUUCCGUAAGAAACCCAAUACAGAGGUUAAUCCAGACGAGGCUGUCGCUCUUGGUGCUGCGAUCCAAGCCGCCGUCUUGUCUGGUCAGCUAAAGGAUGUUGUCUUGUUAGAUGUGGCACCUUUGACUCUUGGAAUUGAGACUUAUGGUGGGUUGUUCAGUCCAUUGAUUCCCAGAAACACAGCUAUUCCAGUUAAGAAGGAGCAAAAUUUCUCGACUGCGGUCGAUGGCCAGACUGGUGUUGAUAUUAGUGUUUACCAGGGUGAACGUCCAAUGGUACAAGAUAACAAACUCAUCGGUAAAUUCAAACUUGCCAACAUUCCUCCAGGACCCAAGGGUACCCCUGUAAUCACAGUAUCAUUUGAUAUUAAUGUUGAUGGUAUUUUAAAAGUCUCUGCCUAUGAUAAAACACCAUACCCAGUCGACCUGCCUCACCACGGAAAACCACAACAAGUUUCGAUUGAGGUAGCUGCGCAAACUGGAUUCUCUGAAGCUGAGAUCAGCGAAAUUCUUGCCCAAAAAGAGGCUAAUGCUAAGAGAGACGAGGAAUUCAAGAACUACGUUGCACAUGCGAACAGAGUGGAUAUUCUUUGCAUGGACGCAGAAAAUGCAGUUCUACAAUUCGGCAAACUAAUGGAAGAAGAAGAAAAAGCUGCUGUGAACUCCAAAAUUGCCGCACUUCGAAAAAAAGUGCAGGAAAUUAGAGGCCACAAGACAUUACAUGAUAUUAACCUAUUGAAUGAAGAGGUCAACGAUUUACAAACAGUUUGCAUGAAAGCCAUUCAGGGCGUUGCAGCCAAGCAACAGAAAGAAGGCAGCACAUAG
Australozyma saopauloensis is the source of this 1944-nucleotide messenger RNA. Its product is annotated as Hsp70 family ATPase. The record is from RefSeq and is a predicted model, not a curated record. Gene Ontology annotation, cellular component: cytoplasm; mitochondrion. The transcript has a single exon. NCBI's taxonomy places the organism in Eukaryota, Fungi, Ascomycota, Pichiomycetes, Serinales, Metschnikowiaceae. Bases 1 to 1944 code for a protein of 647 amino acids. Gene Ontology annotation, molecular function: ATP-dependent protein folding chaperone; ATP binding.